Messenger RNA from Cryptococcus amylolentus CBS 6039, 786 nucleotides. RefSeq lists its product as hypothetical. The record is from RefSeq and is a predicted model, not a curated record. Gene Ontology annotation, molecular function: heme binding. Gene Ontology annotation, cellular component: intracellular membrane-bounded organelle; endoplasmic reticulum membrane. Bases 1 to 516 code for a protein of 171 amino acids. The transcript has 6 exons. NCBI's taxonomy places the organism in Eukaryota, Fungi, Basidiomycota, Tremellomycetes, Tremellales, Cryptococcaceae.
AUGAAAGCGGCUCGUGCCACGUCGAGAAAUAUCCCCAAACGCGACUUCUCUUACCUCCCCCGCCCAUCUCACAUCCCAAGCCAUGUCCACCCCCCCCCCGACCAAGUCCCCGCCGAAGGAGUCGAAGGAGCCGGCGCCCCCGUGGAAGAGAAGAAGCUUUACACCCUCGAGACCCUCGCCGAGCACAAUGACCGCGAGAGUCUGUGGAUGUUGUUGCACGACAAGGUGUAUGACAUUACGGCGUUUAUGGAUGAGCACCCUGGUGGCGAUGAAGUACUCAUCGAAGAAGCUGGACGCGACGCGACAGAAGCGUUUGAAGAUGUCGGCCACUCUGAUGAAGCCCGGGAGAUGCUGGUGAAGAUGUACUUGGGAGAGUUCCAGGGCGAGAAGAAGGGCAAGUCAAAGGGAUCUGCCGCUGGUACUUCUACAGACUCGUCAGAGGGCACAUUCCCCAUGUGGACUCUUCCCCUUGCGGCUUUCAUCGCUUUCCUCGCUUGGCGAAUCUUCCUCGCCUAGACAUACCAACCCCUGCCAUUCCAGGCUCUAUUCGACAACCUUAUAGUACUCCUCAUCAUUCUCCAGAUUCGACCAUCCAUCAUUCGACUUCACCCCUCCUCCUAUCAUCGGGAAAAGAGAUAGAUCAGCAUUUUCCCCCAUCUGUAUACACUUUCACCGUUUGUUUUCCUCUUGUUUACAGCUUUCUUUCGAUGGUAUUUAGGAUGGCAAUAGGAAGAUGGCUAUCUCUAUGCCUGUUCAUUUUCCAAUGCAUGGGUUACAUAUAUACAA